Messenger RNA from Orbilia oligospora ATCC 24927, 1176 nucleotides. RefSeq lists its product as uncharacterized. The coding region runs from base 1 to 1176 and encodes 391 amino acids. The record is from RefSeq and is a predicted model, not a curated record. Gene Ontology annotation, cellular component: cytoplasm. Gene Ontology annotation, molecular function: phosphatase activity. The transcript has 7 exons. NCBI's taxonomy places the organism in Eukaryota, Fungi, Ascomycota, Orbiliomycetes, Orbiliales, Orbiliaceae.
AUGUCGACCCCGGUACAAAUACCUUCCGACGAACCUGCAGUACCGGCGAUACCGGUUGAAGUCACCGAAACCGAUCCCAUCCCGGACCAACCAAUCCCGGAAAAAAAGUACGGACCGUAUCUAGUCUCAGACCGUCGUCCAAUCUUCCAGUACUCUGUCGUCCGAAACUUAUUCCUGCAAUCCCUGCCGGAGUAUCUAGUCGACCAAAAUGAAUUCAACACCCAAUACUUCUCGAAGAAUUUCGGAUUGAUGCUCUACACCGACGACGAUCAACCGGACUGGAAAGCCUUCGCCGAUAAAGUAAACGAAUUAAACGAAAACGCGGAGCCAGAUGAAUGUUACAAAGUCUUUUACCUCGCGAGACACGGGCAAGGCCCGCAUAAUGAAGCAAUUGAGCAGUACACGCAAGCCGUAUGGGAAACAAAAAUUGGCAUGCAAAAGGAAUAUAAAGGCCUAAGAUUGGGACCCGACCCAGACCUCACCGAUAAGGGCAAAAACGAAGCCCUCUCCAUCGGCAACAUCUGGAAAACCCAACUACAACAUCACUCCCUCUUCGAAGCCGGCGCCUUACCCCAAAAAUUCUACGCCUCACCAUUCACCCGCGCCCUUCGCACCCUCGAACUAACAUGGCAAGACAUCGUUCUCGACCUACCGGAUGCACCAAGAGUAAAAAUUCGAGAAAACCUAAGAGAAACGAUCGGAUAUCAUUGGUGUGACCAAAGGGGGGUUAUGAAGGAAGUUAAAGAGGUGUUUCCAUGGAUUGAUCUUGAAGAUGGAAUGCAUGAUGAAGAUAAGAUUUGGACUGAAACGAGGGAGGAUGAACGUUGUGGGUCGAUGGAUAAUCGGCUCAGAGAGGUUAUUGAUGAUAUCUUUAUGGAGGAUGGUGAGACUUUUAUUAGUAUUACCGCGCAUAGUGGAUGCUUGCGGUGUGUCAUGAGGGUGGUCGGCCAUCGAAUCUUUGGGCUCUAUACUAGUAGGAUGAUCCCGAUUGUGGUUAAGGCCAAGCUGCUCCCAGAGUUCAAGGACAAGGUCAAGCUUCCUGAACGAGUUACAGGCCUUCCUUAUAACUACACACCAAAGAAUUACGAAUCGCUCAAGAGGAAAGAAUUCGACGGAACCCCACCACCAACGAACGGUACGAAGAAGGUACAAGUAGACGGUGUUGAUAAACACUAG